Molecule: messenger RNA, 2310 nt
Organism: Branchiostoma floridae (Florida lancelet)
Lineage: Eukaryota; Metazoa; Chordata; Leptocardii; Amphioxiformes; Branchiostomatidae
Product: DBH-like monooxygenase protein 1
Exons: 14
Coding region: 413-2233 (606 amino acids)
Biological process (GO): norepinephrine biosynthetic process; dopamine catabolic process; octopamine biosynthetic process
Cellular component (GO): secretory granule membrane
Molecular function (GO): copper ion binding; dopamine beta-monooxygenase activity
Source: RefSeq, a predicted model, not a curated record
UAUUUUGGAGUUCCAAUUGUUCGACAAAAGCUGAAGGGAAAUCUUACAGAAUUUUAGGCGAGCCAUUUCAACUCCAAGAUAGGAAAUAGCUGAUUUUCCGGAACGACGAAAGCAACAGUCUUUACAGUCAGAACUAGUCAAGGGUGCCUAAGUCCGUGUAAACGAAUGACUAAUUAUUAAAUAUGCACGCGAUCAUGAGAAGGCUUCGUCCACGCAGCAAAGAUAUGUUUUGAUCAAAACUUUGCCUGAUCAUGAGUCAUAGUUUACAUGGCGUCCACUCGACCGACUGGUCGGUCAGAUAAGAAUGUUUAAAAAGGACUCUGAAGUCAGUAUAAUCUUGGAACGACAGGAGUAACAGAUCAAGAUUUGCACACCUUCUGCAAGAACAGCGUCCAUCAACACUACACUGGCAAUGCGGGGCGCGUAUACACUCUUCCUGCUGCUGUGUGGCAGCACCUGUCUGCUUGCUUCAGUCAUACCCAAGGAAGAGAUCCUUGGCGCUGUCAGGGACUUCCAGCAGUCAGGCCAUGCCGCAGACGCCGGGCUAGAUUUCACCCACCAGGCCUCUCUAGACGAGCACGGUCGGUUCCACCUGCUGUGGAAGUUCGACAGCGAGACCAUCACGUUCGAGGCGCAUGUGCAGACCACGGGGUACAUCGGACUCGGCUUCUCACCCAAUGGGGGCAUGACCGGAUCUGACGUCAUCAUCGGAUGGGUGAAGGACGGCCAGGCCUUUAUAACGGACCGUUUUGCGGAGGGGUACUUCGAGCCGCGGCUGGACGCGCAUCAGGACGUGGAGCUGCUGUCUGGGUACGAGAACGGCACGCACACCGUCCUCAGGUUCCGCAGGAAGCUCCGCCCGUGCGACACCGCAGAGGACAGGGAGAUCACGGAAGACACCCAGCGAGUGAUCUGGUCCUUUAACGACCUGGACCCACUGGAAAAUAGCCUUGCUGGGCAGAACGGCCCACACGUGCUGUACCACGGCAGUAACCGCGGCAGUAAGAGCAUCAUCCUGCUGCAGAAGAACCCGCCAACCCUGGAUAUACAGGACAGCAACAUCCUCAGCUUCGAACUGACCAGCUCAAACGUGCUUGUUCCUGCGAAGGAGACGACAUACUGGUGUAACACCGUGCGGCUACCUAUACUGGAUAGAAAGCACCAUAUUGUCAAGAUCGAACCGAUCAUCCAGCCGGGUCACGAGGCCCUUUUUCACCACGCAGUCGUUUACCAGUGCAAGUUGGGACAAGUGCCUCCGAUGUUGGACGGGGGCCAUGAGUGUUACCAUCCCAACAUGCCGGAAGAAUGGAACCACUGCAAAUCCAUCAUGACUGCCUGGGCGAUUGGAGGGAAGGGCUUCACUUAUCCAAACCACGUGGGCUUCUCGCUUGGUACAGACGAUGAUCCAGAUUACGUCAUGUUGGAAAUGCACUAUGACAACCCAGAUCGGAUCAGUGGACAACGGGACAGUUCCGGACUGAGGUUCUACUACACACCCAUAGUGAGGAUGUAUGACGCUGGUAUACUUGACAUCGGAGUGAACUCCUACGCUACACACGUCAUCCCUCCGCGGGCAGAGAGUUUCGACAGCACCGGCUUCUGCUUCGGUCUAGAUCCGUACCUGCAGGAGCUGGGCAGUCCCAUCAAAGUGUUCGCCUCCAUGCCCCACGCUCAUCUGGCCGGGACCGCCGUACGAACUAAGCUGGUGAGAAACGGCGUGUUCCAGUCGUAUGUCGGACGGGACGAGACGUACGACUUCGAUCUACAGGAGAUCCGACUCCUCGAUCCGGAGGUCAUGGUACAAGAGGGUGACCAACUCAUCACUGAAUGCACCUACAAGACCACCGAUAGGACACAGGCUACUAUUGGAGGAUUGAGUUCCCGAGAAGAGAUGUGCAUCAACUUCAUUCAGUACUACCCGCGGAUGAAACUGACCAGGUGUUACUCCGGCUUGGACAUCAAUCAACAGGCACCUUUCUUCGGUGUCUACUAUGCCGGCUGGGAGUAUCCGUUCCCGAUCUACUACCCGGACAGCAUGGUUAACCAGACCCUGAUUGACGUCAUCAACCAGCAUCCAUGGACCAAUGAGGAGGCUGAACGUUUCGAACAAUACGUUCGUAAUACUCAAGUGUUCUCAUACACUGUACCGGAAGUGAAUGAUUACCAGCUGAUUGACCAGCCUGCUGACCCCACCAUGCCGAAUGACAACUCCGUCUCCAUCCCAGGGUGCUGAUGAUGUCGUCGUUCCCAGGACACAAAGAAAUCACGACGCCAUCGAUUUUCUUUAUCAAUAAAGUAGCUAGAGCAUGA